AAUGCCUUUCCCAGUAGCUUCGUCUCGACAUUUCAGUGUUCCUGGUGCUGCACCGACCGAUGGAACUUGUCGUCUCCUCGCGCGCGCGGUCGCGAUCAAGAAAUCUAAACUUAGAGAAAUACCGGUAGAUCGGCGAGAUCAAGUUCAACGAUCGACGAGCUGAUCGAUCGCGUGAUCGGUUAAUCGCAUCGUCGAUCCGAAAUUGCUACCAAUCAUGAUCAGACUCGCGAUUCUCAUCCUUGCGAUUAAUCUGGCGAAUGGCCAGCUCAACUACGAGGGAAACCCGUUCACGGAAUACACCGAGUACAUUGCCGAAGAGAGCAAUCUUUCUGAAAAGUCUGCCAGGAAGAAUGACGCCUCAUUCGAUCUCUCGAACUCCGAAAUAUCAUCGUCUUCCCAGAAGCUGUAUCCGAUCGUAGAGUCUGAAAUAGACAAGCGUCUACAAGUGACUGAACCGGAUAAUCUUCUCACAGAGAAAUCGCAAAAACAAACUUCCUUUUCGGUCCAGGCCUAUCGAUCGAACGACACGGGUGUGCCUUCUGCUCGGCAAUUACAGAUUUCUUCUGAUCAAAAUUCAGCAGAGAUCGCGUUGAACACGUUCCUGAACUCCAAAACACCCGAAGAGUCCCGCUUGUCUCUCGAGCACUAUCUCCGCAGCCAACACUCCCCGAACGCUCAAUCCCGAUCCUCGAACGUAAUCAUCAGUCAGAAUAAAAAAGCGAUCGAACCAACGCUCGAUGCUCAACGCUCAUUGAACUCCCAAGUCGCACAACAACAGUCAUUGAUGGGUCCUCAGGUAAAUCAGCAACUGACGUCGCAAGUAAAUCAGGGACAGCUGACGUCGCAGGAUCAGCUGAUACCGCAAAAUCAGAUGGUAUCGCAAAACCAGCUGGUGCCGCAAAACCAGUUGGUGCCGCAAAACCAGCUGGUGCCGCAAAACCAGCUUGUGUCGCAGGGCCAACUGUUACCGCCCACCGGACAGGUUUACGACUACGUGGGACAACCGCCUCCAAUUCAGCCGGUAAUCAGAGCACCUGCGGGAGUCAUUAUGGGACAGGGAAUGAUACAGCCAGUACCGUUUAUGCCCGGUUUUCACACCAGGAACGAUAUGAUAACGCCAACGAUGUGGCGAGAGAGGAUGAGGAGAAUUCGCGGGCAGCCGUUCCCUUUUGCGCAACCUAGACUGGCACCAGGAUUGUAUAAAGGAGCGAUCGCAGUUCCCUUCAAGCACAAGGCUCCGAUCGAGGUGAUUUACACGAAGCCACCGGGUCUUCAUCGAGGUCCGCCUAUCAUCAGUAAUCCACCGAUUCCUUACGAGGAUGCGAGCGCCUGGUUCCCCGACACCGAUCAUCCGCCGUCUCACAAGGAUAUCUACUAUUCGCAGCUGUAUGCGCAGUCCUACGAUCCUCAUUAUUACAAUUACAUUGCCACGACCGGGAAGAUACGACCGUAUCUCUACGGCAAAUUAGGUAAGCGUGAAGAGGAGAAGGACGAUGGCAUCUGGUCGGAAUUGUAUCGCGGCUUUACGAAGCACGGUCUGAAGAACAUCAUGACGCCGACUUUCUUGUUGAGCAUGACGUUACCAGUCGUGACUCUAAUGCUCUCCGCCCUCGUGCAAAAACGAUCUCUCGGGCGAUCGGACGGGGCGAGGGAGUUGGACCAGGACGCUCUACAAGAAUAUCUCGAGAGGUUGCAGAGGGCGAUGGAGUGUUACGCCCGUAGGACCUCGCAAGACACGAAAUUAGACGGAUGUUAGAAUUAAAAAUGCAUUCUAAUGCUGAAGGAGCCGUUGGACGGAAUGAUGGCGCGACUUAAACGAGAUAAAAUAAUCCGGUCUAAUGUCAAUGUUGAUAAGAGUUGGAUUAAUUAUUUAAUUAUUUUAAAUAAAAAACGAGGGUAAUAAUCUUAAAUUAUUUUAAUAUUCAAACAGAAUGUAGUAUGUCAUAGUGAAUGUAAUAAUCUUUGAUUACUCUUUUAUUACGAAUAAGACUAUUUAUUAUCGACAUUGAUACUAAGACCGGACAAUUUUUUCGCAUAAUAUUACUGUGUUUCUGUUUCAUUCGACGGCUCGAAUGUGGCCAUUUGAUUCUAAGAUUUAUUUAUGAAAAUCUAUCCUAUUAAAAUAAAAAUCGAAUAGCCACAUUUUGCAAUAAAUAUAUGGUGAGAGUAUGGAUUAUUGGUGCUUAAAUCGCAAUAAAGAAAAUUAAUAUCGCGCGUGCUUUGUGAAGGUAAAAUUCUUUUAAGCGGCCAUGCUGACUAACAGGUGUGAUAGUUGCAGCCUAUCAUUUUCUGAUACGUCACAUCUAGAUAUUAUUAGAAACAAUUUAUGAGAGAUUGCCGUUCAAUUCUUAAUAUCAUGAAUUUCUAGAAGUUGCAUAGAAACAUAAUUUAUAUGUGUCAAAGACAUCUUGAAAUGGUAAGAGUUUGUAAAUGACAGUGCGAGAGAUAAGGAAUUAAUUAUGUUACUAAAUUAUAAGGUACAAGUCAUAUAAAAUGUAAAAUGUAAAAAUGCAUUUAAAAUCAAUAAUUUUAUAAGCGAAGAAAAAGGAUUCGUACAAACAAAUUUAAUUUCUAUCCAAAGGAACGAUCUUGUUUCCGAUAAUUCGCGCGGAAAAUACAUUGUUUUUUUCCGCACGAAUUAUACUACACUCUCGCGAACACAGGCCUAAUGAUACGCACAAUGUAUUAUUAGUAUUAUAAGAGCGGCGUCUCUCUUCUGUCUGUCGCAAGUCGUUGCUAAAGAAAAAAAAACUGCUAAAACAAUUCUUCGAUACUUGCACAAUACUGCGCAGCUUAAAUUUAGGAGAAUUAAAUAUCACAAGGCAAGUCUCUCAAAGAUUUGCAUGAAUAUAUCGUGUAUAUACAUGCAUAUAACGUAUAUAUGUAAAAAUAUAAUAUAUAUAUUGACGUUUAACUAAA
Molecule: messenger RNA, 2919 nt
Organism: Cataglyphis hispanica
Lineage: Eukaryota; Metazoa; Arthropoda; Insecta; Hymenoptera; Formicidae
Exons: 3
Coding region: 215-1756 (513 amino acids)
Source: RefSeq, a predicted model, not a curated record